AUGGCCGAGGGUCUCGCAGUCCUCGGCGGCCUCGCCGCAUCGAUGCAGCUGGCCGAGACUGCUGCCAAAGGUCUCCUUGGCGCCGUCAAACUCGUCAAGCAACUCAAAGAGAUACCAAAGAAAACUGCAAUACAGCUUGAGGAUGUCGAGAGGUCUCUCUGCCUUCCCGAGCCAGAGUACGAGCCCAGUCUGUCCCGUUCUGCAGAGAGACUUGUCGACGCUUUGAACGAGACCGAUGGCGUCCUUCGACCGCUCAUGCGAGACUACAUCAAGGCGGGAGGCAAUCGCGUCAAAACUCUAUGGCGCGAAGUCGUCAUGUUUAUCCGAGAAGCCGAUGUCGCAGAGAAAUUGGAUCGAGUGAGGUUUGUGAAUGACGAGUUCCUCCCGCGCGGAUUUCAGAGAGUAGAAAAGGGCCAACACGACAUUGCGAUUCAGGGUGAUAGGAUGUCUGCAAUGGUUGAUCACAACCUGUCAAAUCUUAGAGACGACAUUCGCAUUAGCCACGGCACACUGCAAGACAUGAUCCGCCAACAAGACCAGCGUAUGACCGAGGAACGAAGAAUCUUCCGCAACGAGCUGCUAGAUAUCUUGAAAAGCCCUGAACCCUUCGACCAGUGUUCCUCGGUACUUCAGCAGGGUAUUACGGCGAAAGAGCGAGAAGAACUCGAGUUUGACACACGAGUCGCUCUGCUUCGAAACCCCAACGACUUGCAGGAUGCUUUUGCGUUAGAUUAUGAUGACCUGGCCAUGGCCAUCAUACGCCGAUCGUAUGAAGACGUCUGCUCAUUGGAGAUGAUCCUGAGUUCACCAGACUUAAGCAGCAGAGUCAUGUUGAUCACGAUGCGUAUCGAAUUUAUACUGAGCUGGAGAAGAGAACAGCUGUUCCGCCCGCCCUAG
Molecule: messenger RNA, 897 nt
Organism: Colletotrichum orchidophilum
Lineage: Eukaryota; Fungi; Ascomycota; Sordariomycetes; Glomerellales; Glomerellaceae
Exons: 5
Coding region: 1-897 (298 amino acids)
Source: RefSeq, a predicted model, not a curated record